UUUAAAAUCUGCAAUAUGAGCAUAACUCCAUCCGUCUCCCUGGAAAGCCCUCUGACCGCCACCUUCGGACCUGCUAACUCUUAUCACAACGGUCCACUGGUGAUGUCCAGUUACACAAGUUGCCUGUGGUCCCAUGACUCCCAACCUCAGUUCUGGAGCAAGUACCAGGUGUGGGAGUGGCUGCAGCAGGUCAUGGAUAUCCACCAGAUUGAUGCCUCCAACAUUCCCUUCCGAAACUUUGACAUGGACGGCCAUCAGCUUUGCAGCCUGAACUACCAUGACUUUAUCCGUGCUGCUGGCAGUGUGGGACACAUUCUUUACAACAGCAUCACAGAGCUAAAAUCGGGUGGCCAGUACCAUGUGGAUAUCGGGCAGCUGGAGAUCAAACAUGAAAAUGUCAGCUAUCCACCCGGAGAAGUCUAUGACCCUUUGGUUCACUCACAUGCUCCCAAUGUCUCUCCCACCCCUUCAAGUCCUGACAUUAAACGGUCCUUUAGUCGAAGUCAUCAGGUCAAAAAACACAACCCGAGAGGAACCCACUUGUGGGAGUUCAUCAGAGACAUUCUUCUGAACCCAGAGAGAAACCCUGGGCUGAUCAAGUGGGAAGAUCGAACAGAGGGGGUUUUCCGUUUCCUGAAGUCUGAGGCUGUGGCUCAGCUAUGGGGAAAGAAGAAGAAUAACAGUAGCAUGACCUAUGAGAAACUAAGUCGUGCAAUGAGAUAUUAUUACAAGAGAGAAAUUUUAGAGCGAGUGGAUGGGCGCAGACUGGUUUACAAGUUUGGAAGGAAUGCAAGAGGAUGGAGGGAGACAGAGAAGUGACAAUUUCAUUAAUUUAUUUUUUUUCAUGCCUUAUGUGCAAAAUUGUAACAUUUGAACGUGGUUUUCAGUUGACUUUUUAAAAUAUAGGUGUGUUUAAGUUGUUUACAAGUGUUUUCUAUUUUUAUUUUCUAUUUCUUUUUAUGUUUCCCUUUGUAUUGACACUGCACUGAGAUCCUUUUUGAGCUGCGCCAGUGAGACCUCAAAAGUUGUGUUUACAUAAUAUUUUGCAGAUGAAAAGCUAAGCGAAAGCACUAAAAAAUGAAUAAUAAACACAAUGAAGCUUGUGUGUGUUUUUGUUUUGUUGUUGAUGAAAUGCAUUUUUGAAAAUGUAAGUUCCAAAGGAACACAUGUUUGAUGUAGCUGUUUAAGCAUGUGUGGACAAAUUUGUGUUACGUGUUUUGACACUGAUACUGUGAAAUGUUCUUUGGGAAGCACGCAUGCUCAUUCACUUAAGUUAAAAUUAAAUGAAAUUAAAUUUAAAAAGAUCCCAUAGGCACAGUGCAAGAAACGCAUACAAGUAAAAUAUUAAUAUUCACUGGAAUUUUGAAGCUUACUUUGUCUUAUUACAUGCUUUGCUUUUAUAAAAUUGUAAAGAAAGUGUAUGUGCUUUUAGAUGUUUGAUACAAAUAAAGUUUGUAAUUGUUUUACUUUCAUC
Xiphophorus hellerii (green swordtail) is the source of this 1474-nucleotide messenger RNA. RefSeq names its product ets homologous factor (gene ehf). Gene Ontology annotation, molecular function: sequence-specific DNA binding; DNA-binding transcription factor activity, RNA polymerase II-specific. Gene Ontology annotation, biological process: cell differentiation; regulation of transcription by RNA polymerase II. NCBI's taxonomy places the organism in Eukaryota, Metazoa, Chordata, Actinopteri, Cyprinodontiformes, Poeciliidae. Gene Ontology annotation, cellular component: nucleus. The record is from RefSeq and is a predicted model, not a curated record.